GCGGCUCCAUUUUCAGGUCUGGGCGAGGUCCUCAUUCUGGAGGACCCUGCCUUUGGUUUUUCUUCUGUUCCGUCUGAGAAAUUGUUACAUGAUCAGUUCAAAAUGCACGGCCGGCGGGCUGCUGGGGAAGCCAACCGCCCGCCUGAUGUAAAAUGGAAAUGAAGAACCCCCCUCCCCCCGACUUUCCAGGUCUAGAAGUCGGGAGGGUGGCGCGAGGGACCCGCAGUGAGGGUCGGGGGUCCUCCAGGUGAAGGUUUCGCAGCGGUGGGGACCCAUCUUCGGCUCAGGAGCCCACACUUGCCCCAGGCACUCGGCGCGUUAGUUCGCGGAUCUCUCUGCGGUUCUUCCGGGGCCCCCGGAGAGAAACCCUGGCCACCUCCUCGGAAGAGCUCCUGCUACUCUUACAGGGCCAGUUGUGAGUGUGUGGAUUUCUGAGUGAAACCUUGAACCCAAAUGAGAAGAAGCCUUCAAGGAACAACUUCUACUGAGAGUGAGUCUGCAGAGUCAUCUGUGUGCAUAAUAUGGAAUGUUCUCAGCUCAGAGAUAGCUGAAUAAGUGACUUCAUUGCCAAGGAGUGACUACCAGUUAUAGGUCCUGGGUCAAGACACCAAUUUUUAUGCCUUCCUGGUGGUUCAGAAACAAGUCUGUGUAGAACCAGAAGCACAGAAAGGAGAACAGUGUUUUUCUUUAUUAAAUUGACUGCAUAAGAUACUUGACUUCCGGGAACAAUAACACAGCAAAGUAAUAAAAUUAUUAUUUUGACGUCAUUGGACAUUCAUCCAUCAUAUUGAGGAACGUACUUUGUGGCGCUUCCUGAGUUGAGAUUUGGAGUUUUCAUUGGUGCUCAUUUAUACCUGGGACUAUAAGCAUGAGUGAAUUCUGGUUGUGUUUCAACUGCUGUAUUGCAGAACAGCCUCAGCCCAAAAGGCGACGGCGGAUUGACCGAAGUAUGAUUGGAGAGCCAACAAACUUUGUACACACGGCUCAUGUAGGAUCAGGAGACCUGUUUAGCGGAAUGAACUCAGUUAGCUCCAUUCAGAACCAGAUGCAGUCCAAGGGAGGCUACGGAGGCGGGAUGGCUGCAAACGUGCAGAUGCAGCUGGUGGACACGAAGGCCGGAUAGCACAGGGAGCCGCCCUCCCUGUCAUUGUGAAUUUUUGUAUUUUCUCUUUCCAUUAUUCUUUAAUUUUUUUGUCUUGUGAUUCCUUUUCUUUUCUUUUUUUUUAAAUUACAAAAAAGAAGUGUGAUGGCGUCUUGCUUACCCUCUUGCAAUUACCCCACUGAUGCGUUACCAUUCUGCUUUGAAGAAGCUGUGGCCUGAUGAAUACUGCGUUUUCUUCAGCUGGCAUGCAUGCCUUUGGACUCAUGGACAGAGUUCUUUGGAUUGUGGCUUAAUUUUUAGUUUUUAAAUCAAUAUGGAUCUGAUCUUAGCAUGAUCUUUUUCGUGAAUGCUAGCACCAUUUUGAGAUCUUUUUCCCAUUUUAAACAUUUCUCUUCCCACUUCCAGCCCUCCGCCUUAUGAUUGUCUUGGUAAGCAAGGAUCUACUAGUAUUUGCUAACCUGUCACCAUUUAUGUAUAUUUUGGAAGGUAUGAGACCCAUAAGCACAAUGGCCAUUUUUAUUCAUUUGAAACUUCAGCAGAGUAGAUCCCAGCAUGGCUUUAUGGAGUUGCAUUGUGUAGGAGCCCACAGAGUGCCAGAAAUGACAAUUUCUCUGCUCCCAUGGGCUGAUGAUACUGCUGCUAUUAGAUGGAGAAAGUUUAGCUGUGGCACCAAGUCCCACGGGUUUCACAGGAAAAGAUAACUUGUAGCUUAUUUAGAAGUAUGACUUUUUGGUCUAUUAGAUUAGAAUUGCAAUAAAAGAAAAGCUUGCAUUUAUAAGGCAUUCAUUCUGUUGUAAAUGUUCAGUAUAUUUAUUUUAAGAGCAAAGACCUGUGAUCUAAGAGCAAGCUGUAGUAUGUAUCUGAGCGUUGUGGUUAUAUUCUCACCCAGUCUGAUUCCGAGUGUUGCCCUCCUGUUAGCUGUUUAUUUCUUUGUGUACUCACUGUCUUUUGUUCUUGUUUUUAUUUUGUGUUUAAUAUUAUGGUAUCUGUUCCCAGCAGCAGUGUGUCCAACUUCCGGCCUGUAAUGCUAACUGCAGGCUUCCAGAGUCGUUGGCCUUUCUGUAGUCCACGUAUUCUGGGGGCCAUGGAAGUUGCCAAGAGCAACACACUUACCUGGCUGAAUCACUGCCAGUGAGCACAACACGUACAGUGACUUUUCGUGGUGUUGGUCAGAAGGCUUUGUUCAGGUUCCAAAAUCUCGUCAUCCUUCACAAAUUGUGAACAACGUAUUUUAGUAUUAUACCAUUUCAAAUAUUUCUGUAAAUGCUUCUCCUUCCCUUAACAUUACAACAUUUAAACCAUAUGUGUAAUUCAGCCAUGUCUAACUACAUUUGGUAGAUUAACAUUUCAUGCAGCAAACAGGGCUUAGUUGAAAACUUAUUUAGAGACUAUAAAGAAUUAGGUAAUUGAAUAAAGAAACAGCGAUUAUUUUCUCUUUUGCCUUCUUUUAUUUUUUCCUUUGCCCUCACCUCAGUCCCAGGUGCUUGUGAAGGUAGCUGAACAGAUAAGUUAGGUUGUAAACAAAACAUGAAAGCAUUUCUCAUCUUGUUAUUUUGAAGUUAAUUUGUCCAGUACUGUGAGCACAAAUUAUCCUUGUAGUUCUGUAGUUUGGGGCCUUCAUAGGUGUCAGGCCCAAGUGCAGAGAGACUCAAUCUAGGAAAAAUGUUUGGACUCUAAGAAGUCAUGUGAUUAGUAAUAAAAAUAGGUAUUUUGCCGUUGAUUAACCUCUAAACUUUAAUUCAUCUGUUGUCAUUAAUUCACUGUGUAGACAGUGUACUCUGACGUUCGCCUGAGUACCAUUGUUCUGCUCAGCCAGAAUCCCUUUCCUGCCACGGACACUGCUGUGUUCAAGGCCUUUAAAAGACAGAUUACGUUUUAUGGGCGUUGUCAGCACAGGUGCUAGUGAGUCUGCUCCUGGUUUGAUUUUAAGAUUAGCACAAGUUUUGCACUUAUCCCAUAACUCCUGGGAUGAUAGAAGGAGCUGUGGUCCCUUUUGCCCAAUUCAUGAUUUUACUCUUUUUUCCAAUCCACUAUCCUUUUUGCUCCUCCAAGGACCAAAAAAUAUACCAGUGAGCGUUGGAGUGUAUCUCCAGGGUAGGCCAAGGCUGGGCUCCUCAGCCUGUAACCAUUCUGCAGCUGCCAGGAUGCCGUGGGCACACAGUAACCACACUGCACACAAGAGCACAUGCCAGGGCUCCUGGGAGGGUACCAGUGAAUUCAAGAAAUAAGACUACGAAAAAGUGAUAGAAUAUUAACCUUGGGCAUACAUUUUUUAGGGAAGCUUGAGAAUAUUCAAGAGUGUGGAGAGAGGCAGCUUUCCCACAUUUGUAAAUUGGAUUGUAAAUCUCAGAGGGUCACUUACCCCCCAUAGCAAUGGAUCUCAUUUUCAAAUGGAAGCUAAUUAAAUAAAUAGUAUUUUCAACUCAGAAUUCAUUAGGUUGUUAAUAUUUUGCCAAAAUACAUGUUAACUGUUAAACAAGAGAAACCGAAUGAGGAUUUAACUAAUCAAAUGGGUUCUGUUAACAGUGACCUGCAUUCCGUAAAAGAGGUACUUUUCCAAGAUGCAGGCGCGAAGUGGUGCCAAUAAGCGUAAAGUGGAAGUGUUAAAACUGUAGUGAUUUGGGUUCGGCAUUUCUGAGGUAGCGUUAUCCCUGAACCUUUAAAAAUACCUUGUUGAGUACAUUAGCUUUCACAUUUGUUAUUAAAUUAUAGCAAUUUCACUAUAGAGUGCAGGUUUGCCUUGAUUUUGUUUAAAACGAGGUCUGCUCACACCCAGAAGAUAAAAUUGACAUAUUUUUAUAAUAUAAGCAUACUUUUUUGUACAUUGUGUUCAUUCUUGAAUAAAGUGAGUUCAGUGUUGGCUUGUAGAUAUUAAAAAGAAAGUAUUGAUUUUGAUUCAAUAAAUGUUUUCUUUCAA
Messenger RNA from Loxodonta africana (African savanna elephant), 4019 nucleotides. RefSeq names its product CDC42 small effector 2 (gene CDC42SE2). Gene Ontology annotation, cellular component: plasma membrane. Gene Ontology annotation, biological process: regulation of Rho protein signal transduction. The transcript has 6 exons. Gene Ontology annotation, molecular function: small GTPase binding. Bases 869 to 1123 code for a protein of 84 amino acids. The record is from RefSeq and is a predicted model, not a curated record. NCBI's taxonomy places the organism in Eukaryota, Metazoa, Chordata, Mammalia, Proboscidea, Elephantidae.